UCCAUGGCUCUUUACUAGACCAAUGAAUGUAAGGCAGGACCACACUUUCCUCCCUAUAAGAACCCCUCUUUCACUUCCGCAGCAGCACAAGGUAGAGAUGAAGAUGAGCAGUGGCAGCAUGGGAGCCUCAAAGAGAAGGUUAUCAAGCAGAGGUGUUGGAGGGGUCCUCCGAGAGCAAAGGGCUAAGCUUUAUAUAAUCCGUAGAUGUGUUGUUAUGCUCCUUUGCUGGCAUGAUUGAAACUCCUUUUUUUUCUUUUUUUUUUCUUCAUUUCAUGGUGGAGUGUAAAUACUUUUCCAGCGGCGGAUAUCAUUAUCGGAAAGUUGAAAAAACAAUUUUUGUAUGCCAUGGCCUUAUGGCCUGGAUGUAAAUUAGAUAGCUUGAAUUAAAAUCUUUGAUAUUAUUAGUUAACAAAGCAUAUGCUCCUUUAUUCUUUUAAAUCUGCUUCUGUUGUUGUGACAUGGAGAUUGAUCCACCAUGGGAUUGGAGGUCAAAAGGAUCAAUGCAACUGCUCUUUAGCUUCUGUCAUUUGCUUUCAGAUGGUGAAAUAGAAGCUGAUAAACGAAUUUCGGGCUUUGCCUAUUUCA
Molecule: messenger RNA, 585 nt
Organism: Gossypium raimondii (Peruvian cotton)
Lineage: Eukaryota; Viridiplantae; Streptophyta; Magnoliopsida; Malvales; Malvaceae
Product: small polypeptide DEVIL 4-like
Exons: 1
Coding region: 23-238 (71 amino acids)
Biological process (GO): negative regulation of cell population proliferation
Source: RefSeq, a predicted model, not a curated record